Messenger RNA from Diorhabda sublineata, 671 nucleotides. RefSeq names its product 60S ribosomal protein L11 (gene RpL11). Gene Ontology annotation, biological process: translation. The transcript has 4 exons. Bases 53 to 628 code for a protein of 191 amino acids. The record is from RefSeq and is a predicted model, not a curated record. NCBI's taxonomy places the organism in Eukaryota, Metazoa, Arthropoda, Insecta, Coleoptera, Chrysomelidae. Gene Ontology annotation, cellular component: cytosolic large ribosomal subunit; ribosome. Gene Ontology annotation, molecular function: structural constituent of ribosome; RNA binding.
UUAGAACGCACUCUUUUACUCGUGGCUCCAUCUUUAACAAGUCUGAUUAACAAUGGCGCCCGUAGCUAAAGCUAAGGAUGGAAAAGACAAAAAAGAAGUUAAAGACAAAACAAAAAAUCAUAUGAGAGAAUUACACAUCCGUAAAUUAUGUCUAAACAUUUGCGUAGGAGAAUCUGGUGACAGACUUACGCGUGCAGCAAAGGUGUUAGAACAACUUACAGGACAACAACCUGUAUUUUCAAAAGCCAGAUAUACUGUAAGAUCUUUCGGUAUCCGUCGUAACGAAAAAAUUGCAGUACAUUGUACUGUAAGGGGAGCCAAAGCUGAAGAGAUCCUAGAAAGGGGCUUGAAAGUUAGAGAAUAUGAAUUGAGAAGGGAUAAUUUCUCAGCAUCCGGUAACUUUGGUUUUGGUAUCCAAGAACACAUUGAUCUUGGUAUCAAAUAUGACCCAAGCAUAGGUAUUUAUGGUCUUGACUUUUACGUAGUAUUGGGUCGACCAGGAUUCAACGUUGCUCACAGGAGAGCAAAGAAAGGUAAAGUUGGAUUUUCCCAUAGACUUACAAAAGAAGACGCCAUGAAGUGGUUCCAACAGAAAUACGACGGUAUAAUUUUAGCUAGUAAAAAAUGAGGUGUUUGAAGUUUAACAUCGUUACAUAAAAAUUUUUCACAUA